Nerophis ophidion (straightnose pipefish) is the source of this 1640-nucleotide messenger RNA. RefSeq names its product vestigial-like family member 3 (gene vgll3). The coding region runs from base 189 to 1205 and encodes 338 amino acids. The record is from RefSeq and is a predicted model, not a curated record. Gene Ontology annotation, cellular component: nucleus. The transcript is spliced from 4 exons. Gene Ontology annotation, biological process: regulation of transcription by RNA polymerase II. NCBI's taxonomy places the organism in Eukaryota, Metazoa, Chordata, Actinopteri, Syngnathiformes, Syngnathidae.
CAAGUUCCUGGUCUACUUUGUGGGCCUGGGGUGGUGGUGGUGGGGGGGGGGCACACAGCUGGAGACACUUUGUGCGCAUUGAAGCGGGACGGCAUGGCCAUUGUGUGCCGGUGCAAAUAUCUGGAGGCCGCCGCUGCCGCCGGGCGGGGGACGCAAGCGGCCUGAAGCUUCCCAGCGCUCUUCUCGACAUGAGCCGCUCGGAUGUCAUGUACCCCCAGAGCUAUGGAGCACACCUCCUGCCCGCGGACGCCUACGCCUCCACCUACUACAACCAGCAGCCACAGAGGAGGCUGAGCGCUCACCCGAAGAUGCACACCUGCUCCAGACAGCAGCAAGCUGGAGGACGAGGGAUACUAGCCAGAGACCAGGGCCUUCGACUUGGUCUUGGGGCCGAAUCUGGAUGUGUGUCGAUGCCUGACUUGGAUCCGAAAGACGGACCUCAACCGGCAGAGGCGGAGUACCUAAACUCCCGGUGUAUUUUGUUUACGUACUUCAAAGGAGACAUCGGCGAUGUGGUGGAUGAACACUUCUCUCGUGCCCUCAGUCAGUCGGCUGGACUUACCAGAGAGACGAAGCCGUUUCGUACGAGUCCGCAGCCAUCUGCUUCGAGCACAACCAACACAUGGAAAGAUGGCGAGUCCCUUCCGGAGAGUCAAAACUGCUCGGUCUGGAACAACACCUAUCCAUCCCAUUCCACCACCUGCCUCCACCCAGAAUUCUCAUCCAGUCCCAUUUCCCUUAACCACACCGACGGAGGUCUUUGGACGGGUCACGUACUCUCCAAUGGCAGCUUCCAACCGCUGGCGACCCUCGCUGACAGCUGGACCUACAGCCUGAACCCCCAAAGCCCGAGCGGCUACCCCAACGUCCAUGACGUCUACCACCCUCACCCCCAUUCCCACAUCCACACUCGGCACCGUCACCACCACCACCCCAUGUUCCAGUCAUACCCAAGCCACAGCGGGACGUUAGAUUCCAGGUUCAGUCCUCUUCUUCUGCCUGGUGUGAGGAACCACAACCAGCCCUCGGCCAGUGCAGGGAGUUCCCCGCACAGCGAGGGCGCAAAGACAGAAAUGGAGGCCAGUAGUACAAGCCCGGUCACGGCUUCAUCGGUCUCCUGGACCCCCUCACCCAUCCAUGGAUCCUUGGAGUUGUUUGAAGCAGCUCAUGACCCAACCAAAGCAAAGUCCUCCGUUUGGUUCUAAGUCUUGAUGUGGAACUGGAAGGCUUUCUGACUCAAAGUGGCACCAUCCGUUUGGUUCUAAGUCUUGAUGUGGAACUGGAAGGCUUCAGAUUCAAAGUGGCACCGUGUGGUAGAAACUGAACAGUCCAGCCUUAACGAGAACAUCCUUGAGAAGGCAUCACCAAUGUACUUUAGGGAUGACUGGACUAUGGACCCUUGGUCAAGACCAUGGGACUUGACGGACGGACCCAUUAAGGGGAGCCUCUGUGACCGACAAGAGGACAAAGGUCUCCUCCAACCUGUAACAUAUUUUGUAAGGUGGUUCUGUUACAGGAACUUUAGUUUUUAGUAGUCCGCUUUUGCCUUUUUGGAGGCUGAAUGCUACGUUUGAUUUGUUCGCCGAAAAGGGAUGGUGUGUUGUUGUCCUGUAAAUAAUAAAUUAUGUCGUUCCAAGGCC